CAACUAUUUAGAUAACCGCAAAAUUUGGUAGAGAUUACAUUGAUUACCCUCGUCGUACAUGAAAUACAUAGAAGUUUGGCAUUUAACAGCAUUCGCUAUUUACCAGUUGAUAUUCUCGAUAUUCUACAAUUAUUUACAAUGUUGGAAGACGAGCAAAUUAGCAAUAUUUCUCGCCUUCUGGUUCAGCAAGAUUCAAUAAUUCCCUUGGAUCAACGGUCCGAAGUUUAUGACAGCCUGGGCAUUAGCCACAGCCUUUAUUCAGCUUGGGAUAUGCGGUUCCAAAGAGGUGAGAUACAAAUGUACGAGUUGAAUAAGCGGAUGCUUAACCAGUGGCGAAGUUCCAAAGGGAAAGAAGCAAGCCUUCACAAUCUAAUUACCAAAUUUCAACAGUUGGGAUUGCUUGGUGCUGCAGACUUAUUAGAAGAGAAAGGCGGUGUAACGUCGUCUCACUACCCAUUUUCGUCACGUAGUUCGACCUUCUCUGGCGACCCGUCCUCCUGCCAUUCACAAACCUCUGCAUCAACACCCUGGUCACUUGUUUCGAGAAAUUUAGAGCUUGGGCACUAUCUCGACCAAGGGUCCUUCAGCGAAGUUUAUAUCGCCAGGUCAGCGUUCGAGCAGGGAGAAUAUGCUAUCAAACGUAUUUCAGUGGGGAAAUUUAUAAAAUUGAUUGAAAAAACAAAAAACAUUGCUCCUCGUUAUUUCGAAAAUCUUUUAAGGGAAGUGAAGGCAAUGGCUAAAUGUAAAAAGUGUCCAAACAUCGUUGUAUAUCACGACGCAUGGUUUGAAAGACCCCGAGAGAAGGAUUUUCAACCCCACUUGCAGAAUAAUUGUCGCUCCGUAGACCUCUGGGAGAGGGACAAAUGGGGACAUCACAAGAUACACAAGCAAGACAUUGAUACAUAUCUCUGUAUCAAAAUGGAGCUGUGUGACAUGAACUUAGAUCGAUGGAUGGAAGAUAACCCUCAACAACAAAGUAUGAUACAGAAGAUGAUACCAAUCUCGGAAAAUAUUGUGAUUCAGAUCUUACGAGGGCUGUCAUAUAUUCAUUCAAUGGAUUACAUACACCGAGAUAUCAAGCCACAAAAUAUUUUGAUUAAUAUCAUCGACGCCCAACUAGCUGUGAAAAUAGGGGACUUUGGACUUGCGCGUGAGUAUAUAGGAAACGAUACAAAGUACUCAAACCUGAAGGUGUUUAAUAAAGAGUUUCAAAGUCCAGAGAUGCAUCGUAGUGACGAUUACGAUCAGAAGACGGACAUUUUCUCACUGGGGUUGAUCUACCUCUCGUUACUUUGGGAUUUUGAACGGGACAUGACAAAGGCUCAAAAAAUGUUUGACCACUUGCGCGCAAAUGAAGAACAGCCAAAGAAAGAGCUUUUCGAAUUGCUUAAGCAGAAUUAUGGUAACAUGGACUUUGAAUUUCUGAAAUCAAUGUUGAAACGAAAUUCAAGUGAGCGACCCAGUGCGGCAGAAGCACUAAGGCAGCUUGACCAACCAAAGCAAUUUGCUCGAAAGUUUGAAGAUUAACGCCCUUCAGAGCAAGUGCUUAAGUCAUACAUAGAUAUUGGUGCUACAUAUAAUUGCAUUGACUUUUUCUUG
Folsomia candida is the source of this 1599-nucleotide messenger RNA. Its product is annotated as interferon-induced, double-stranded RNA-activated protein kinase-like. The record is from RefSeq and is a predicted model, not a curated record. Gene Ontology annotation, molecular function: ATP binding; protein binding; protein kinase activity. Lineage: Eukaryota; Metazoa; Arthropoda; Collembola; Entomobryomorpha; Isotomidae. The transcript has 5 exons. Bases 139 to 1527 code for a protein of 462 amino acids. Gene Ontology annotation, biological process: signal transduction; protein phosphorylation.